Perognathus longimembris pacificus (Pacific pocket mouse) is the source of this 1665-nucleotide messenger RNA. RefSeq names its product coiled-coil domain containing 60 (gene Ccdc60). The record is from RefSeq and is a predicted model, not a curated record. The coding region runs from base 1 to 1665 and encodes 554 amino acids. NCBI's taxonomy places the organism in Eukaryota, Metazoa, Chordata, Mammalia, Rodentia, Heteromyidae. The transcript has 14 exons.
AUGACCAAGGUACCAGCAGCCAAGAAGACACAGAGUCCCCCCAGUGCCGGGGCCAUGUGGCCCUUCUAUGCUCAGGAACAACAGCCAACACCGUCUUCCCAUCAGACUCAAGACAAGCCGAUGAAGAGCAUCCAAUACAUGGACAAGGAAAUAGUGAGCCUCAAGAAAGACCUUAUGCGAAGUCGCUUACUGAUCCGGUCUGUGAAGAUAGGUCAUGGAUAUUUUAACCUUCUGAAAGAGGAAACCGCAAUGAAAAAAAGGCAGCAGCUGCUUCAGAAGCUGGAGGAGGAAGAAAGAAAUAAAUUCCAACCAGCCACAAAGUUCUCAGAAAUACAAUUAGGCGAAGACUUGCUGGGCGCCACCGACGUGGAGAAGUACAAGAAACUGGCGACCUGCGAGAUGCUGCGUCCCUUCACGCCCAUCCACAGCUGCAUCAUCUCUCCCCUGCUGCCGGACGCCCACGUUGAGCCCCUCUUCCGCCAGCUCUGUGCCCUCCACUGGCUUCUGGAGGCCCUGACCAUUGACCAUGCCCACCACACCAUGAAACCAGUGAUCACCUGCUGGAAUCCCAAAGACCCAGGAGGAAGCAAGAGCUCAAUAAAAAAGAUCAAUAAGGACAAGUUCAUGGGGCAGAGGUGGGAGCAAUUCGUCACGGCACCAAAGACCAAGAAAUUCAAAAUCCCUAUGAUGCGUAUUGCCACCAGAAAACCCAGCCGCCGAGGCUCCACCCUCAGCCUGUCUCGGACCAGCGGGGGGUCCUCUGCUCAGAGCAGCAUGGUUUCUGUGAACCCCGGUUCUGAUGAGCCCCCAAGUGUUAUUACCCCUGCAACUGGCAGCAAAGACAUUGAGGAUAAUGAAUCAACUUCAACCAAGCCAGAUGAUGAGCCUCUUCAUAUCCAUCUGCAGAAGCUCCUGGAAAUGGUUCGAGAAGAGGCGAAGAGGACCAUGUUGAUGGAGAGUGAAAUGCAAAGAAAAGUGCCCAGCAUCCUGUCUGUGCUCAAGCAAACCAAGAGCGAUUCUGCCUUGAAGGAGGGACAGACGCCUGUCAAGUCAAGUGAGAGGUCCAGCUCCAGCAGCGUGGACAGCCAUUCCCAGGUGGUCCAGAAGAAAUCAAAAGUCCGGGCGAACCGAGAUCUCAUCCAGUCUAAGAGUGGGGUCUGUAGCAUCAUGAGAGCCAAGUUCUACAGCAUCGCCCAGGAAGCCAGCUACUGCCUUCAGGACAAGAUGGAAAUCUUCAUGAAGCGCCAGGAGGAGAGGGGUCUCCAGAAGUUCCACUCUUUUGUCCUAGUCUCCAGUUUCCAGAAAGACCUGGCGAAGAUGAGACACCAGAUCUCUGUAGUGAAGGGGGAUGCGGAUGAGAUGGCAGACCACUGGUACUUCGACCUAUUGUCCAAACUCCCUGAGGAUCUAAAGAGCUUCCGCCCUGCCAAAAAGAUCCUGGCAAAACUUCAGAAGUUUGGGGAGAACCUGGACCUAAGGAUCCGGCCUCACAUCCUCCUGAAGGUGCUGCAGGAUCUGAGGAUCUGGGAACUGUGUUCCCCGGACAUCGCUGUGGCUAUCGAGUUUGUGCGAGAACACAUCAUUCAUAUGCCCCACGAGGAUUACAUCACCUGGCUGCAGAGCAGGAUCAACAUUCCCAUCAGGACCCAGAAUGCCCUGAUAUAG